This is a messenger RNA of Aureobasidium uvarum, 1158 nucleotides long. Lineage: Eukaryota; Fungi; Ascomycota; Dothideomycetes; Dothideales; Saccotheciaceae. The record is from the annotation of a GenBank genome assembly.
AUGGUCAUUCCUCGAGAGCAAAUUGCCACAGGAGAGCAUCUCACUCGUCUCUACGUCCAAGUACCAGGCAAUGUCGAUGCAAAAACAGACCGCACAACAACGACUGAAGACGAGAAGAAGAACGCAAGCAAGAAAAAGCGUGCUGAAGUUACUCUCGAAUACAUCUUCCAGCAAGCAAAUGCUGUUUUUGCACCAUACAAGAUCAAGGUCAAAGAAGGGACUGUUCCGGAUUGGUAUGCCGCGUACCAAAUUGGCCAGAGAAUGACGCCGAAGUUCUCGUCGAGGACACCAGAUGGCGUUGAUAGGGUCUUCAUCGUCGGUGAUGGUCAAGGCAUGAACGUCAGCAUGAUGGACAGUUACAAUUUGUCCUGGAAGCUAGCACACUCCAUCCUUGGUCUGUCUCCCAGUACUAUCAAGAACAGCGCAGAUCCAGUCUUGGAAACUUUCGAGCUGGAGCGUGUUGACACUGCUCGUCAACUCAUUGAAUUUGACACAAAAUUCUCACACAUGUUUUCUGGCAAAAUUGGUUCUGGCGACUCUUCCACAGCAGGACUUACACACGAUGAAUUCUUGGAAGUGUUUCGUGAUGGAAGUGGUUUUACAAGUGGCUGUGGCCUUGAGUACAAAUCUAGCAAGCUUGUCCGGGCUACCGAAGGAUCCCAAGAUAUGGUAUCCUCGGCAGGAGAUCCGCUUUACGGUGCCCUCACCCCUGGCAGAAGAGUGCUGAAUGUCGAGCUUAAGCGUUAUGCCGACAACACUACUCGUCAGCUACAUGAAGAACUGCCAUCGAAUGGACGAUACCGUCUUCUCAUACUGACCAGUACGGAUCUUCUUGACCCUUCUGGCCACUCUCAGAAAGCACUUAGAGCAUCCACCGAGAUUGUGGAAAGUCAUCCCGCUGGCUCGAUUGACCUUGUGGUCUUACACCCUAUCAAGGAUAGAUUCGAGUGGACGCAGAUUCCGUCAGAGGUCAAAAGACUUGCGGAGAUGAGGACCUACGGACUGGCGAAGAAGGAAGAUGCUUAUGACGUCUACGGUAUCUCGAGAGAGGAAGGAGCUAUUGCCGUUGUCCGACCAGAUGGAUAUGUUGGUGUCCUCUGUCGCCUAUCUACCCCUGAAUUUGCCAAGUACUUGGGAGGCUGCUUGGUUACGAUCUGA